Molecule: messenger RNA, 1080 nt
Organism: Pseudoliparis swirei
Lineage: Eukaryota; Metazoa; Chordata; Actinopteri; Perciformes; Liparidae
Gene: dhrs9
Product: dehydrogenase/reductase (SDR family) member 9
Exons: 5
Coding region: 69-1034 (321 amino acids)
Molecular function (GO): oxidoreductase activity
Source: RefSeq, a predicted model, not a curated record
UCCUGAAGUUUCGCGUCCUCCUGCUCUGCCGUGCGACACUGAUUUAUUCACUCUGGUUUUUAGAAAUAAUGUUGCUGUAUGUCGUCGGACUGGUAGCUCCCUGGUUCGUCUAUCGUUGGUACAAGGAAAGGAAAAGAGUGACCAACAAAGAAGAUAAAUAUGUCUACAUCACUGGUUGUGACACUGGGUUUGGGAAUCUCCUCGCGAGACACAUGGACAAGUUGGGCUUCAAUGUAAUUGCGGCCUGUUACACUGAGGAGGGCGAGAAUGAGCUGAAGAAGAUCGCCUCCGACAGACUGAAGACCUUCCACCUGGACGUCACCGACUCCGAGAGCGUCAGCAAGACGGCGGAUUCCAUCAAGACUCUGGUGGGCAGGAACGGCUUGUGGGCCGUCGUGAACAAUGCUGGCGUGGCUCUGCCGUCGGGCCCCACUGACUGGCUCACGAUAGACGACUACAAGGGCAUGCUCGCCGUCAACCUGUGCGGCGUGAUCGAUGUGACGCUGAGCGUCCUCCCCCUCAUCAAGAAGGCCAGAGGCCGAGUGGUCAACGUCGCCAGCGUGUUUGGCCGAGUCAGCCCGUUUGGCGGGCCGUACUGCGUGUCCAAGUUUGGAGUGGAGUCCUUCAACGACAGCCUGCGGCUCAACAUGGCGCCCUUUGGAAUCAAGGUGGCGUGCAUUGAGCCGGGCUUCUUCAGGACCAACGUGACCGAUGUAGAUAUGAUGAAAAAUAACAUGACGAAGCUCUGGGACCGAUUACCUCAGAAUAUAAAGGAUGAAUAUGGACCUGAAUUCUUGAAAGCAUCUAUUGACAUGUUGGACCAGAGGUUCAGGAUGUUGACGGACAGUAAUCUGAUGAAGGUGGUCGGCUGCAUGGAGCACGCCGUCACGGCCGUUUAUCCUCGUACUCGCUACUCUGCUGGAUGGGACGCAAAGUUCUUUUGGUUGCCCGUGUCCUACAUGCCAACGUUCAUCAUGGAUAGACUUUUUCGUACAAAUAGCCCAGACGUAAAGCCCAAAGUGUCUGUACUGUAACUGCAGUCAAAUCGAUUGUCUGAGAAAAAUAAAUGUGGCUGAUUUC